AUGGAGGCGGCCGGGAAGUCUGAAAAGGAUUCCUCUCUGGAAGGAGGAUUCAAUCUGGGAUUACUCACUUUCGAGAGGAUUUGCAGGACUCUCCGUGUGUCUGGGGAGAGUCCGGGGGGGACGAGUCAGGCGAGUCAGGAAGUUGUGUAUUGGAACGUCAGGAAUAGGCGGAGAAAAGACAACACAUCACUUUUCUUUUCCCAGAAGGGCGAGUGCCAGACGGACGUGGACAGCUGCGACCAGACCAAACUGCUGACUUACUACCCGACGGGCCCAGCGGCCCCACAUGUGGUGGGGCCCCCGCUGGUCGACGCCUCUCGUCUCGAGCGACCGGACAGGCCGUCUGGCCAAGCCCUCCCGGCCAACGGGUCCAUCUUCGACUGCAGCCCCAUCGCGCAGAGCGAUCUCGUGCUGUCCGAAAGGUCCAUCGCCCCGGGUGCUGCCAACCACCCUGACGUGUGUCCGACCAGCACAGCCACGACCGCCCAGUACACUCAGCAACACAGCAUUCAUCUUCAGCAACAACCUCAGCAACAUCAGUGCAUUCAGUUGCAACAGCUUCUCCGCCAUCAGUGCCACCAGCAGCUCCCCCAGCCGCAGGCGCCACCGAAUCUCAUACAAAACCACAGACAGCACCAACUGCAGUACCCGAACUUCGUCCAGCACUCGAACCACACAUACCAGCUGAGCCCCCUCACGCAGCCCGGCGCUCAGCACCAUUCCGUGGCGGACCCCGCCGGUGGCAGCAGUCUACCCGAGGCUCGCCCACCGGCGACCGCGACCACCACCUACGCUACGCUCAACCCGAGAGACUUGGCUGGCUUCGGGGACCUUAUGGCCGGCUCAGGUUCGGCUCGCAGCUACGCCACCGUGGCCCCUCGCAGACAGCGGCCCCCGACGUCGAGGUCAUCGACCCUGCAGCGGAAUGCAACCAUUUGCACCUCCGAGAUGGAACCAGGUGUGGUGGUGGCCGUCGGGGUGGCCGAAGAGAGCGCUGCAGGGAGCUGGUCCUCGGACGGAAGCCAAAAGGAGAACCAGACGACAGCCGAGGCCGAUCGCGCCCCCGCCGCGUCUGCAACCCCCCGGGGGCUGGUGAGGAGAGCGAGCCUCUUCGCGGACUUCUCGUGGCAGUCGCCACCCCAGGCGCACUGUCCCUCGGACCCGGCGUCUUCCGCAGACGGCCCUGACGGCUCAGUCGAGGCCUCCAAAAGCUAAUUUGUAGAUGGAGUGAUACAAUGCAGGUUGCUGGAGAGGUGGAUUGGAAUUCAGGAGAGUGCGUGUACUGGCUAAAAUUAUUCACCUCAGACAUAUAUUUACGAGUAUAUAAUGUAGCUGCUUCCUACCUAUCCUUAAGCUGAUUAAUUCGCAUGACUAAUAACACCAAUUUUCACUCAAUCGGAAUUUGAAGCGCUUGGGAAUCUCAAGCUCUAAAAUGCUAACAUACUCAUUCCAAACAGGAGACAAAAGAUGAUGCUGGUGCGAAGUAGUUAAGGAAUCUGGAUGGGCGUGUGUGUCGGAGUGCCGAGUGCUGUGAGCGGCUGCCAGGUAAGCGAGGAAACCCCGAGCCCUGAACCUGCUCCUGAUUUACGAAAUUCUUGUAGUUUUUUUUCUUUGUUUUUGCUUUUUUCACCCAAAAAUGGUUUUCAUAUGAAGCUGCACAGUUAUGGAUAAUCAGAUAUUCAUUCACUUUUGAUCAAAACGAAACGAACAAUAGAUUUCUAAUCACUUGCGAUACCUUUUGAUAAACUAAUGAAGUUCAUGCGUUCAAUUUACCGACUCAUUCAACGAAACCAUAAUCCAUUAAAAUGACCAAUUCAAAUACAGAUAUACAAAUCACGUAAACUAGAAAAAAAAACAG
This is a messenger RNA of Penaeus monodon (black tiger shrimp), 1858 nucleotides long. RefSeq lists its product as uncharacterized. NCBI's taxonomy places the organism in Eukaryota, Metazoa, Arthropoda, Malacostraca, Decapoda, Penaeidae. The transcript has 3 exons. Bases 1 to 1215 code for a protein of 404 amino acids. The record is from RefSeq and is a predicted model, not a curated record.